This is a messenger RNA of Acytostelium subglobosum LB1, 1704 nucleotides long. RefSeq lists its product as hypothetical. The coding region runs from base 1 to 1704 and encodes 567 amino acids. Gene Ontology annotation, molecular function: propionyl-CoA carboxylase activity. The transcript is spliced from 3 exons. The record is from RefSeq and is a predicted model, not a curated record. Gene Ontology annotation, cellular component: mitochondrion. Lineage: Eukaryota; Evosea; Eumycetozoa; Acytosteliales; Acytosteliaceae.
AUGUUGGGAAAUACCUCGAGAAGAUUGUUCACAACGGCACUCAAGAAUCGUGUUGGCAAUGCCUCACGUCAUGCCACUAGAAUGACUUUGCAGGGAUCAUCAUCCCUCCGCUCAUUCUCUACUGCUGCUGCUGGUGCCCCUGCUGCUGCUGCACCAGCUCCAUCCACUCCAAUCGACUUUGGCGAGCAACUCGAGAGAGUAUACGGCAGAAUUCAGGAGGAGACUGAUAGAUCACUUGAGGGUGGCGGUCAGAAGAGAAACGACGCUCAGCAUGCCAAGGGAAAGUUGUUGGCUCGUGAGAGAAUCGACUUGUUGUUGGACAGUGGCUCAUUCAGAGAGUACGAUAUGUUGGUCACACAUCGUUGCGCAGACUUCAACGUGGAGAAGCUUCCAGGUGAUGGUGUCGUCACCGGUCACGGCACAAUCAACGGCAAGCUCGUCUUUGUCUUCUCUCAGGACUUCACAGUCAACGGAGGUUCAUUGUCUGAGGCCCACGCCGAGAAGAUCUGCAAGAUCAUGGACAAGGCCAUGCUGGUGGGCGCACCCGUCAUUGGUCUGAACGACAGUGGUGGCGCGCGUAUCCAGGAGGGUAUCGCCUCGCUCGCUGGUUAUGCCGAGGUGUUCCAGCGCAACGUCAUGGCGAGCGGUGUCAUUCCACAGAUUUCAGUCAUCAUGGGUCCAUGCGCCGGAGGUGCUGUCUACUCACCAGCCAUCACUGACUUUACAUUCAUGGUCAAGGACACCUCAUACCUCUUUGUCACUGGUCCAGAGGUCGUCAAGUCUGUCACCAAGCAGGAGAUCACCCAAGAGGAGCUUGGAGGUGCCAAGACUCACACCACCAAGUCUGGUGUUGCUCAUCUCGCUUUCGAGAAUGAUAUUGAUGCUCUUAAGAAGGUAAGAGAGUUUGUUACCUUGUUGCCAUCAUCCAACCGCAGUGAACCAUCAAAUAUUGAGCCACUUGAUGAGCCAGAUCGCGAGGAUCAGGUGUUGAACCGCAUUGUGCCAGAGGAUCCAAACAAGCCAUACGACAUGCAGGAGGUCAUCGAGAGAGUGAUUGACAAUGGCGAGUUCUUUGAGAUCCAGCCAGCAUACGCCAAGAACAUCAUUGUUGGUUUUGCCAGAAUGGAGGGACGCACCGUUGGUAUCGUCGCCAACCAGCCCAAGGAGCUGGCUGGAUGUCUCGAUAUCGAUGCCUCAGUCAAGGCUGCCAGAUUCGUCCGCUUCUGUGACUGUUUCAACAUCCCAUUGAUCACUUUCGUCGAUGUGCCAGGUUUCUUGCCAGGUACCUCCCAGGAGCACAACGGUAUCAUCCGUCACGGUGCCAAGCUGCUCUACGCUUACGCCGAGGCCACCGUGCCCAAGAUCGCCGUCAUCACCCGUAAGGCCUACGGUGGUGCCUACGACGUCAUGUCGUCCAAGCACUUGCGUGGAGACACCAACUACUCAUGGCCCACUGGUCAGGUCGCCGUCAUGGGAUCCAAGGGUGCCGUCGAGAUUAUCUUUAGAGGAAAGGGAGACAUCGCUGAGCAGGAGAAGAUCUACAACGACAAGUUCGCCAACCCACUGCCAGCCGCCAGACGUGGAUUCAUCGAUGGCAUCAUUCUGCCACAGGAGACCAGAAGGAUCAUUUGUGACGACUUGAGAAUGUUGAAGGACAAGAAGCUGACCAACCCAACCAAGAAGCACGGAAACAUCCCAUUGUAA